AUGGAUCCUUCAUCCACUGGGAACCCGCCUGCACCGGAGCUUAACCCCUCCUCUCCAUCUUCCUCGAGGUCUAGAACUUCCUCUCUUGGUUCAUCUGUGAGCUCCUCUACCCAUGAGCCACAGAGACAUAAAGUCACACUACCAACGCCUCCCACCACUCCAUCAUCUCCUCCAUCCACCGCCUCACCUGUGAUACCUCAAAGGCUUCAUUCUCGUUCUUCCUCUCUCUCUUCAACCCCAUCCUCAUUUCCCCGCCAGCCCACCAGAAGCUUUUCGCAGCCGGGCCGAUCGCAGUUGAACGCAGCCUCAACAACAGGGAGUCUUCUAAAUGGAUCAACAGCUGCUGCUGCGCCUCCAUCAGCUACCUCACCUGAACCAGAUGAAACGGAGGAGGAAGUCCGUUUGGAGGUUUUGGAGGAGAGGGCAAAGUCAGGUGAUGCUAAAGCACAAACAAAGAUGGGACGUUACUUUUUGGCCUUGGCAGAAGAAAGCAACGAGGAGCUGAACAACUGCACAGCAGUCACCUGGCUGGUCCAGGCUGCUAAGCAGGGCCGCAAAGAUGCCGUCAAACUGCUGCAGCAGUGCUUGAAAUCCAGGAAAGGGAUUACCUUGGAGAACUUUGAGGAGGUUAAGAAGUUGUGCACAGAGACACGUUUUGAGAGGGGAGUCAGGAAAGCAGCUCUGCUCAUGUACUACAAGCUCAACCCUGAGAAGAAGAAGUCUGUGGCGGUGUCUGAGUUGCUGGAGAAUGUGGAGCAUGUUCACAUAGAACCAGGCAAACCAAUCUGCUCAGGCCCACUCAACAGCUCCACCAAGAAGCAAAGGAGAGUCCUGGAGACUAUGGUCUCCAGAGAAGGCAAUUCUCAUGUUGGUCUUGAUGAUUUUGUUGAGAUGACUAAGAAAUAUGCUCAGGGUGUUGCACCGUCACCGUUCAUGGCCUCAGCGGACGAUGAUGAUGAUGAUUACGACGAUGUGGUGGUAAAAAACCCAGAUGAACUGCCACUGCAUCAGAAGAUGCUAAAGUUCCCGCUUCACGCUCUUCUGGAAAUAAAGGAGCAUCUCAUCGACUGGGCGUCGCGGGCCGGCAUGCAGUGGCUUAGCGCCCUCAUCCCCACUCACCACGUUAACGCACUGGUCUUCUUCUUCAUCAUCUCUAACCUCACCAUCGAGUUUUUCAUCUUCCUCAUCCCUCUGCUGGUUUUCUACCUGUCCUUCUUCUCCAUGGUGAUCUGCACUCUGCGGGUGUUUCAGAAUUCAAAGGCGUGGGAAAAUUUCCGAGCUCUCACAGACCUGCUGGCUCAGUUUGAGCCUGGUCUGGAUCUGGAGCAGGCAGAGACCAACUUUGGAUGGACACAUUUAGAACCUUACCUGUACUUCCUCCUCUCUGUGGUCUUUGUCGUGUUCUCCUUCCCGGUGGCCGAUAAAUCCUGGAUCCCGUGCUCAGAACUAGCUGCCGUGGCUCUCUUCUUCACCAUCACUGCCUUCCUCAGCCUCCACGCCUCAGCUCAGCUGUUUGCUCGUAAAGCCCUUCUCACAGAGGUCCUCUCCGGAGCGUGCUCCCUCACUCAGCACCUGCCUGCCUCCCUCUGGUCCCUCCGGAUCUUUGGGACCACCUUCAUCACCGUGCCUCUCGGGGACGCUGUGGCGUUAAACCUGGGCGUGCCGUGCCUUUUAUACGGACACCUCGUCUAUCUUCUCUUCCGUAUGGCCCAGCUGAGAGGCUUUAAGGGUACCUACCUGUGCCUUGUGCCCUACUUGGUUUGCUUUACCUGGUGUGAGCUCUGCUUGGUGUUUCUCAAUAACGCCACAGCUAUAGGACUCAUUCGGACCUGCGUGGGCUAUCUCCUCUUCCUUUUUGCCCUUCCUGUCCUCUCACUGGGUCUGGCUGCCAUGAUUAUGAUCCAGUUAGUGCAGUGGUUUCUCACCCUGGAGGUAACAAAGAUGGUGGUCACACUGAUCGUCUGCUUUGUGCCAGUGGUGUUGAGGCUUUGGACUCGCUUCAGCCUCAACCCCAUUGUUGUCUUUAGGUCUUUGUCACGGAGCAGCAUCGUAAAGCUCAUCCUGGUGUGGCUGAGUGCAGUGGUGCUUUUCUGCUGGAUGUACGUCUACAGAUCUGAAGGAAUGAAGGUGUAUAACUCCACCCUGACGUGGCCUGAAUAUAGCAACCUCUGCGGGCCGCUGGCCUGGAAGGAGUCCAACAUGGCCCAAACUCAGAUUCUCUGCUCUCACCUGGAAGGACACAGGGUCACCUGGACGGGACGCUUCAAAUACGUCCGUGUGACGGAUAUUGAGAAUGGGCCCCAGUCAGUAAUCAACCUGCUGCCUGUUUUUCUAGGAAACUGGAUGCGCUGUCUGUACGGAGAACCUUAUCCGUUGUGUGAAGAUAAGAACAAAAGUGGCGGCAAUGAACCCCAACCGCGGCCGGCUCCGGCUCCUCCCUCCGUAGAUCCGCUCUGCAAGCUAAAGACUCUGGCAAAACACGAGUGCCACGUCAAACGCUUUGACCGCUACAAGUUUGAGGUCACCCUGGGCAUGCCGCUAGAGAGGAAGACUAAAGACGGGACAAUCAUAGAGGACGAAGAUGCCACCAAGGACAUCGUUUUGCGGGCGAGCAACGAGUUCAAGUCUGUGCUUUUACACCUGAACGCCGGCAGCCUAGUGGAGUUCAGCACCAUCCUGGAGGGACGUUUAGGCUCCAAAUGGCCCGUGUUUGAAAUGAAGGCUAUCCACUGCAUGUCCUGCGGGGACGCCCGCACUCUCGGCCGCAAGCAGUACAAGAUCGAGCACGACUGGAGGCGCACGGCUCAGAACGCCCUCCAGUUUGGGUUCGACUUCUUCUUCAACCCCUUCCUGACCGCUCGGCUGGAAGAGCAGACAGAGACUGAAACAGAAAGCGUGGAGCAGGAUGGAUAGAGAUAGCUAAGAACACUAAUGGUUAUACAACAAUGUUCUUAAUAGUGGUGACUGACUACAGGAGACUAAACAGAUCCUCAGGCGUUCACUGUUUCUUCUAAAAGCACUCGUACUCCUCAGACCUUUUCACGCUGCUUACAUUACAACCACAAUACUCAGCGUAUCAGCAGCUGCAGACCUAUUGGGGAUUUACACUGCCUGAUUAGGAAUAUCCGUUAACAUCGAUUGAAACUCAGUAUCUGAGCUAUUUUAGGUUUGGGUUGUUCUGGCAGAAAAAGGUCGCUUUUUUUGGUGUUUAUGGGUGAAACUCUGCCACAGCCUUAAGUCUUUUAAAGAAAAUAUUUUCAUCUUCCACCAAUUAAUCCCCACAGC
Messenger RNA from Cyprinodon variegatus (sheepshead minnow), 3285 nucleotides. Its product is annotated as wolframin-like. Gene Ontology annotation, cellular component: endoplasmic reticulum membrane; endoplasmic reticulum. Bases 1 to 2913 code for a protein of 970 amino acids. Gene Ontology annotation, molecular function: protein binding. Gene Ontology annotation, biological process: calcium ion homeostasis; endoplasmic reticulum unfolded protein response. The transcript has 9 exons. Lineage: Eukaryota; Metazoa; Chordata; Actinopteri; Cyprinodontiformes; Cyprinodontidae. The record is from RefSeq and is a predicted model, not a curated record.